This is a messenger RNA of Fulvia fulva, 4497 nucleotides long. Its product is annotated as ATP-dependent DNA helicase MER3. Lineage: Eukaryota; Fungi; Ascomycota; Dothideomycetes; Mycosphaerellales; Mycosphaerellaceae. Gene Ontology annotation, molecular function: nucleic acid binding; ATP binding. The record is from RefSeq and is a predicted model, not a curated record. The transcript is spliced from 2 exons. Bases 1 to 4497 code for a protein of 1498 amino acids.
AUGGACGAAUACACGUUCACCCAGCUUGACGCCCUUGACCGAGCCUACCAAGAGCCAGCACACCGACCGGCGCACGACAAUGGCCAUCACGCUUACGACAACUACACCCACGACUACCAGCAUAGUAACGACUACUACAGUGUUCCGGAGGAUGAGUACUUGCACGGCCCCCAAGAGCUUGAUGCGUUUGAUGAACAGCUACUUCACCAGCCCGACUACGACUCCCGACAUGCUCAAGCGACGCUUGGUCGAGCGAGGUUGUCCUUGCCAUCAGCACACGUUCAGUCGCGAGUACCUCGUUACAGCCAAGUGACGCCUGCUCCUACUGCUCCGCAAUCGCCGAACCUAUCCCGCUUCGCGAUGACAAGCACUCAUCAGAGACCGUCUAGCCCCUCGCCUGGUCGACCGACGCACAUUUCCAGUCCAGCCUUUGGUGCCUCGAAGCGUCAUGCAGACCGAGCAUGGGAGCAGUUCCAGCCGCACGAGGCUGAAUCUGGCCAAUUUCAGCACGCAGCUGGUGGCAGCUUUGCCAACCACGGCAUCGAUUUAUACGAGGAACCGGAUCCCGAUGGUGGGAUGUUGCCAGACGACCUCAUCGAGCCGCCAGCGCCAGCAUUUCGACCAGACUACACGCGAAGUGCAAUAGUACCACGUUCCAGCAGAGACGCUCCUCCGAUCGUGCAAGGUAUCAACCUCAUCUCCACUCGAGAGCUUCCUGAUCGUUUCAGGGCCAUCUUCCCAUUCCCACUUCUCAACGCUGUACAGUCAAAGUGCUUCAGCGUUGUCUACAAGACCAAUGACAAUCUGGUCGUGUCAGCACCAACUGGAAGCGGGAAGACGGCUAUACUCGAGCUUGCCAUCUGUCGACUCAUCAAUGGCUGGUCCAGCGGCUCUUUCAAGAUUGUGUACCAAGCGCCCACCAAGUCCCUCUGCAGCGAGCGACAACGUGACUGGCAGGCCAAAUUCGGUCCACUUGGCCUGCAAGUCGCCGAGCUGACCGGAGACACGGACAAUUCACAGAUGCGCCAUGUACAGAAUGCCAGCAUCAUUGUCACCACGCCAGAAAAGUGGGACAGCAUGACGAGGAAGUGGAAAGACCAUCAGAAGCUAAUGCAAAUGGUCAAGCUCUUCCUCAUCGACGAAGUGCACAUCCUGAAAGAACGUCGCGGUGCUACCCUCGAGGCUGUAGUCUCUCGCAUGAAGUCGAUCGGCUCAAGCAUUCGCUUCGUCGCUCUAAGUGCCACCGUUCCGAAUUCGCAAGAUAUCGCAACCUGGCUUGGCAAGGACUUGAAGAAUCCUGACAUACCUGCACCGCGCGAGAAAUUUGGCGAAGAGUUCCGUCCUGUACGACUACAGAAGCAUGUUUGUGGUUAUGCUUCAGACAGCAACAACAACGCGUUCGCUUUCGACAAGACUCUGAACUACAAGUUGACUGACAUCAUUGCAAAGUGGUCGCACCGCAAACCACUCAUGGUGUUCUGCUGGACGCGCAAGAGUUGUAAUGAGACCGCACAAUUGCUCGCCAACUGGUGGUCCAACAACGGUCCGCAAAAUCGUUAUUGGACUGGACCACGCUCCCCUGUCGUGGUUGACGACAAGGAUCUGCAGAGAACGGUCCCUGCCGGCGUUGCUGUUCAUCAUGCUGGUUUGAGUAGCCAGGAUCGCAGCAAAGUGGAACAGAACUACCUGAAGGGAGAGAUCAAUGUCAUCUGCUGUACAUCGACACUCGCCGUGGGCGUCAACUUGCCAUGCCACAUGGUCAUCAUCAAGGGCACAGUUAAGUACGAGGCUGCUGGCGCAAAGGAGUACUCGGAUCUGGAGAUCAUGCAAAUGCUCGGACGUGCUGGCCGACCGCAAUUCGAUGACAAUGCUGUCGCGGUCAUAAUGACACGCGUACCACGCGUUCCCUUCUACGAGAAGAUGGUUUCAGGCCAAGAAGUUCUUGAGAGCUGUCUGCAUCUCAAUCUGAUUGAUCAUCUCAAUGCAGAGAUUGGUCUUGGCACGGUCACCAACGCCUCGUCUGCGAAGAAGUGGCUAUCCGGCACUUUCCUGUACGUCAGACUCAAGGACAACCCGGAACAUUACAAGAUCGGCGACGACGUAGAUGGCAGCAACCUCGAUGAGCGCCUCGAAAACAUUUGCCGAAGAGCAGUCAGCAGGCUUGAGCAGUAUGACCUCGUGCGAGGUUCUGUCAAGCUAGAGUGCACAGAGUUUGGUGAUGCCAUGGCACGAUAUUGUCUGCAGUUUGACACCAUGAAAAACUGUCUCGCCUUACCGCCGAAAGCAAAGAUGUCGGAGAUUCUUUCGGCUAUAUCCCAGGCUGCGGAGUUUCAAGAUAUUCGCUUCCGAGCAGGCGAGAAGUUCGUAUACAAGGCGCUCAACAAGAAUGGUUCCAUCAAGUUUCCAAUACCGGUGAACGUCGAGCUGCCCGCGCAGAAGAUCUCCCUUACUAUACAGUCGGUACUAGGUGCGAUCGAGCUUCCAACCGAGGACCGAAAGCAUCAGAUCGAAUACCUCCAGAACAAGACACUCAUCUUUUCACACAUCCACCGUCUGAUCCGAUGCAUCAUCGACUGUCAGCUGUACCUCGAGGAUGCCAUAUCGGUCAGGAAUGCCUUGAUGCUGGCUCGCAGCUUUGGGGGCCAAGUCUGGGACGACUCGCCAUUACACAUCAAUCAGCUUGAAGGUAUCGGUCCUGUCUACGUACGCAAGCUUGUAUCGAUUGGGAUCAUGUCGAUCGAGGACUUGGAGCAGACCGAAUCGCAUCGAAUUGAGACGGUUCUCAAGAAGUAUCCACCGUUCGGUGCAGAGUUGCAGGAGAAAGCUAAAGCGUUCCCACGUCUCCGUAUCGCCAUGAAAAUCAUUGGCGAGCCGUCUGUCAAGAAGGGCCAUGGCGUCACCGUGAAGGUCAAUGCCGAGAUGGGCUUCAUGAACGCGAAGGUACCGGAGGUUUUUAACCGCCAAGCAGUGUACGUGUGCCUCCUAGUGGACACUUCCGACGGCGAUCUGGUGCAUUUUGCUCGCAUCGGUGCCAAGAAGCUCAACAAGGGACAAGAGGUCAUGUUCAGUGCGACUCUCACUGCACCUGGUCAGACUGUUCGAGGCUACAUUAUGUGCGACAACAUUGCCGGUACACAACGUACAGCGACUUUGAAGCCGGAGAUCCCUUUUUUUAUGUUCCCAACUGCUAAAAGUGCUGAAGAUCUCGACAAGCAGCGUGCAGCUCAGGUCAAAGCGCCGAACACGUCAAAACGUCGAGCUGAAGCCGUCAAGCAACCUAGAGCUCAGGAGGUGGAUGAGUUCGGAGAUGCGGGCAUUGACGACGCUGACCUUGCCGCUGCUGAAGGCGAGGGCUUUGCGAACAUUGACGACCUCGAUGACUCUGAUAAGGAGCAGUCGCAAACAGAGAAGAAGCCUGGUCGCACGGCGAAAGCGCCAGCUGAGUAUCGUGAGCCAGUCCGGCUUGAGAAUGGGAAGUGGGCCUGCAACCAUCGAUGUCAAGACAAGACAGCAUGCAAGCAUAUGUGCUGUCGCGAAGGUACCGAUAACAAACCUAAGCCACCGAAGCCUAAGGAACCCAAGAAGUCCGAGAAGUCUGAUCCCAAGCAGACUCAGCUUGAUCUAAGCAAGAAGAAGAAAUCUGACACCAGCCAGCAGGAGUCGACCAGCCAAGCACACUCUGUGACGUCGGCGACACCUGUGCGGAAGCGAACGAGCUCACGCGAAGCACAGAAUCUUGCACGUCUACACGACAGCAUCCCAAGCUCAAAGCCCAGAGUGAAUCUGCUGAAGAGCACUCCAGUCGCUGAGCUGCACAGGUCUACCGCAAAGCCCGGUGCUGCCAAGAUACGACCCAUCGCUUCUAUGGACGACGACGACGGCUCAACAAGCGACUAUGGCCUCGACUCUCUCGAUACCGAUGACUUCCUUGAGAGCACACAGCCCGCCACGCACAUGAGUCGUCCACCAGAUCUAAGCCAUUCCAUGGAUGAUGAUGACAUGCUCGACUUGCCAGAGAACAAUAUGUACACCCUCACCCCGAGCUACGGCGAAGGUGACGGCGAGGUCGACCUUUCUUCAUUCGCAGACAACAUCGAGCCAACGCCCAUCCCGGCAACAUCCACUUCGCAUUUCACUCGGCACGAAUCGAAUCUCCCCACGCAGCCCAAGAACGGCGGCAUAUUCGUCACAAGUACAAGCAGUAGCAGUGAUCCCAAUCCUUUAGCACUGCAGGACCUGGAGCAGUUGACGGGCACCAAGCAUCACCUGCAGGACGAUCCAGCCGAGCCAAGUUACGGCUAUCAAGCGAAGAAGCAGAAGGCUGAUGACCAAGUGCCAGAACCUGAUAUCGUCGGUGAUUCGCAAGCCCUUACCACGUUUGACAACGUGGUCAACACAGGGGACGCGCCAGCAGAAGACUCCACAGAGCUCGGACCCGAGGAACUACAAGAAUGGUUCGCCAGGGAAUUCGGCAUGGACGGCAUCACGUUCGUCUGA